UGACAGUCUUUAAAAGCUCACCCACCGGUUCGUCGACUCUUGUACAUUUCGAUUACCUCAUUAUCUUGUAUCGACGUGAGCGAAGCUCUGCAUCUCCAGUGUAGUGUUAACAAUUGCGAGGGACUAAAGAAUACUUUUAAGUCCUGGAAAAAUGAAUUUCACGUGGUUAAACGCGUUAUCACCGUUAAUAGUGCUCCUGUCCGUACUGCAUCUGUCCAUUGCUGAUUCCGAUUGUCCCGAUAUAAUCUCAAAAUCACAAUGGGGCGGAAGGCGAGCAAAACGUGUAAAUUACCUGAUAAUACCGCUUCCGUACGUCAUAAUUCACCACACAGUAACACCCAAUUGCACCAUUCGUAGUCAUUGCAAGAAUAGGAUGAUAAAUACUCAAGAUUACCACAUGGACAUUUUUGGCUGGGACGACAUCGGCUGCUCAUUCUUUAUUGGGGGAGACGGUAGCGUGUACGAAGGUGUAGGAUGGAAUUAUGAAGGCUCACAUACCUUGGGGUAUAACAGGAAAUCUGUGUGCAUUUCUUUCAUCGGUUCUUAUCAGGAUAAACCUGCGAGCCAGAAGAUGUUGGAUGUCGCGCAUGACCUUAUAAAAUGUGGCAAAUCUCUAGGAAUCUUACGAAGGAGUGUUAAGGUACUCAAUGCUCGACAAGUUUCCAGUACUCUAAGUCCUGGGAGUGAAUUAGCUAGGCAAAUUGAAUCAUGGCCAGAAUGGGCAUCUGAGCCCUAAUCCAUCCCCAAGUGUUCAAUUACCCAAAACAAGAUAAGUACUCAGAAAAGUAUUCGGUACUCUACAACUCGUGCACCUCGUGCAUCACCCAGAAUCAACGCAAUACUAUUACAUAACAUGCAAUUAUACACGAGUAAAAUGUUCUGUCCAAAUAGAUACUUCACGACCCUCUUUGUUUAACCAUAUACCAGUAUUUUACAAUUACAUAUUAAUUAAUUUUGUUCUUAAAUACACGAGAAUGGCUGCCAAA
This is a messenger RNA of Orussus abietinus, 986 nucleotides long. RefSeq names its product peptidoglycan-recognition protein 1. Gene Ontology annotation, biological process: peptidoglycan catabolic process; innate immune response. Lineage: Eukaryota; Metazoa; Arthropoda; Insecta; Hymenoptera; Orussidae. The record is from RefSeq and is a predicted model, not a curated record. Bases 152 to 736 code for a protein of 194 amino acids. Gene Ontology annotation, molecular function: peptidoglycan binding; N-acetylmuramoyl-L-alanine amidase activity; zinc ion binding. The transcript is spliced from 4 exons.